Messenger RNA from Phyllopteryx taeniolatus (common seadragon), 5022 nucleotides. Its product is annotated as GDNF family receptor alpha-4-like. The record is from RefSeq and is a predicted model, not a curated record. Gene Ontology annotation, cellular component: signaling receptor complex; external side of plasma membrane. Gene Ontology annotation, biological process: nervous system development. NCBI's taxonomy places the organism in Eukaryota, Metazoa, Chordata, Actinopteri, Syngnathiformes, Syngnathidae. Gene Ontology annotation, molecular function: signaling receptor activity. The transcript has 9 exons. Bases 1 to 1689 code for a protein of 562 amino acids.
AUGCCACAAGAUGGUGGCAAAGUUGUGAGUGGAGCACAGGGACCUCUUUUGGACAUUUCAAUUGGACGUGAGAGACGGAGAUGGCGCUGCAAAGCUCGCGAGAACUCGCGCGUCGCCUCCAGUAGCGCGCACGGUCGCUACUUGCUGAGUCGCGUCCGUGGUGUUGUUGUUGGCCAACUUUUGCGCAUCUCUUACCUGGUCCUCCGAUCGGGGCGAGCGCGUGUGGGCGCAUCCUCAUCGUCACCUUCCUCACGGGACGGGAGGCUUGCAUGUGGAAGCAGCAGACGGCUCUGUGAGCUGCUGCCAGCCGGGUGCCACUUUGACAGUCCCCCUCUGCAAAAGUGUCCCAUGUCCGCGCACAGGAUGAUGUUCAUCGGACUCCUGCUUCAGGUCUUCUCCCACGGUAGCACACCGGUAUCGGCCUCUUUAGACUGUCUGCUGGCAGAGCAGGGCUGCAUCCAAGAGCAGUCCUGCAUGGUCCUGUACCGCCUGUUGGAAUACUGUGCAGAUGAGGAGGCGGUUUCGCCGCUCGGCCCGGAGGCCCGCACAGAGUGCCUGGAGGCUCAGAACUCCUUGCAGCACCAUCGCCCCCUUCAAGUGUGCAAAUGUCAGCGUGGAUCUCGACGAGAGGAACACUGCCUCAGGGUCUACUGGACUGUGAGGUUUGGAGCAUAUGAUGAGUAUGAAGUGUCUCCAUAUGAAGAAUUGGAGUUCAGCCUGGUGAGAAACAUUGACAUGUCACAUAUGGCGUCCAUCAUGGCAGCUUCUUCUGUGUCUGUGGACGGUCACAAUCAGUGUCUCAAGGCGGCCCAAGACUGUGGCCUGUAUGAGAAAUGCGGCUCCCUGCGUUCCGAGUACGUAGUGGCGUGCACCAAGCGAGCGGCGGCCUCUGACAACACUUGCAACCGUCAGAAGUGCCACCGAGCCCUGCGGCGUUUCCUGGAGCGUGUCCCAGAAGAGUACAGCUUCGCCUUGCUCUUCUGCCCUUGCUCCGACACCCUAUGUGGGGAGCGCCGCAGGAAAACCAUCGUACCGUCUUGUUCCUAUGAGGAGAACACUAAGGGGGAGGAUCGAGUGGGCAAGCCCAACUGCCUCAACCUGCAGAACUACUGCUCCAGGGACGAGCUGUGUAGAUCCCGGUUUGCUGAUUUCCAACACAACUGUCAGCCAGCUCCUCUGUCUGCCUCUGGCUGCAUGCGAGAGAGCAGAGCUAUGUGCCUCAAGGCCUACGCCGGACUCAUAGGCACCAUUAUGACUCCCAACUACGUGAGCAACAGCAGCACAGAGGUGUCCCAGUGGUGCACAUGUGAUGGCAGCGGCAACGAAUGGCAGGGCUGUCAACGCAUCCUGCAGAUGUUCAAAAACAACAUUUGUCUGCGUGCUGCCAUCAGCUCCAUGGGAGUUUCCGUGGCGCCCCCUGCUGAGACCAGCCCCGUUCCAGCUCCUGAGCCCUCCCCAAGAGUCCACAGCGUCAACUCUCUUCCGGAAUUUACCACCAUUGAGACCAGUGAAGAAGUGGAGCAGGAGGAGGUUAAGAGUGAGGAAUUCAACAUGAUCCCGCCAUAUUCUGAGAAAGAUUCCAACACUGAGUCAAGGGCCACAGAGAGACAGCGAGGGACAGCCAGCUCACUGGCGCCAGUCUUUCCACUACUGCUGUUUUCUGUACUCAUCCUGGACUGGGACUGUUAGAGCAACUAAAACUUCCAUCUUCUGCUCAUUUUUCUGCCAUUUCCACAUUCAAACACAUGCCCACUCCCUGAGAAAAGUUGCCAGAAUAAACUGCAAAGGCUUUCAUUGAAAAACAAAAGUACUCUACUCCUUAAGAGUUAAAAGAUAUCUGGGGUGCAGCAAUAUCUGUGUCUUAGCUCCGGAGCAGAUAGCAGUGCAUGGCAUAACUCAGAAGUGCUGCCUGGGCAAACAGUCCAUCCAGAGCCAGCUUCACACUCAAAAGUACAUCCCCUCUUUUAACAAGAAGCACAUUGCCAAAGGCCACACUCACUGCACGUGCUCUCCAAGACAAAACCGCAGAAGCAACGUGCUCUAGUGCAUCCGAGACAGAGGAUGACUUCUGAUUUCUUUUUCGUGACUCGUAACACAUUUGUUACUCGCUUGCCCCGUUGGCUUUUGCUCUGUCCCCAUUGCACGAUGCUCUCAGUGAGUUAGUUUACUGGUUAAUCUGAAGACUGCAACUCUGCUAAAUCAAAACAUGGUACUGACUUGACUCGAAACUCCAACUGAGCAAAUGUGACACUUAAAAAUAAUCUUGCUUUUGCACUGCUAUUUGAUUAAAUGUACAUUUUGCAGUGGCCAUAGAAUUUUGGUUGUUAUUUAUCUAGGUUAAUGGCUGAAAGAUCCAAGCAGCAUUAUAUGGUGCAGCACACAUUUGACUUUUACAACUUAACGUUUUUCAACACAGUCUGUUCCAGCAGGCUGCUUGACCUUGAAGAUUCGGAAUGUAUUUCCCCUAUAUUGGAAGUAAUCAACAUUUCCCCCAUCAUAAAACCUUUAAAUUCUGCACUAACACAUGCUUUAGUAGUAGUUUAAAUAUUUAAUCUUGUCAUAUGAAAACAAAAAUAAGUCAUACAAUAUGUUCAAAGUUAGGGCGCACUCCCACUGGGACAGUUCUAUUGUGCUAGCUCGUCUCCGCCAUCCCGAACUUGCCUCAUAAUACAAAACAGCUGGAGUGUAAUCUUCUUGUCUUUGACCAUUGUUUCGAGUUGCUCCUUAUGUCUGUCAUGCGAGCUGGUAGUUAUCAUUGUUAAUAACUAUUGCGGGUCACAAUGAUGAGUACUCGUCUCUUUCAGCUGAUUGUGGGGAAGAGCCAUAGUACACCCUGGACUGGUCACCAAUCAUUUACAGGGCACAUUUGGACAAACAGCCAUUUACAUUCACAUUAAUACCCAGGCGCAGGUUAAGAGUCUCCAGUUAGGAUAACAUGCAUGUUUUUGGAAUAUGGGAAGAAGCCAUGCAAGCACGGGGAGAAGAGCAGCAAACAACAGCAAACUGCAUGUAUUGCAUACUUGUAGCCAAACUUUGACGAGUACAGUUGCUGCUGUUUAAGUUUUAUUCAUUUUAUUCAUCUUAUCACCUCUACUACCCUUGUGAAAGAGUAGACAUACAAGGAAAAUGUCUCAAACCAUCAUACCAGGUUUUUGUUUAAUUUUUGUUCCUAUAUUUUCCUUCACAUUUUAGGCCAAAUUAUUCAUCAACUAUUUAGGUUCCAAGGUCCACUACAUGUCUUUGUACCUUAAAAUUUUAUUUUGUUCCAUUGACAGCUGACUUUUGAAUCUGGGGAACAUGCAUGUAUAUUUAUGGCCCUGGAAAAGGUACAUUUACCUAACAGUCCAAUAAUUAGCCCUAUGGGGUACAUUAGAGUAGAUGAAGGGUCAUAAAUGGACUCUUAUUCCUCAGCGUGAAGAUAACAACACGUUAAGUGCUGCCCGUGAGUGGUGGAAAAUGAAAUGGCGGUGACAAAAGCAAGGAGACUGUAGUCAAGUCGGUACCAUGCCGUGGCUUUCAUGCACAAGGGAUAUUAGGACUUUACAACAUUUGGCUCCUCUCACAGUGAGCACCUCCAAUCACUUAGAAUUAUUCCGAGCACGAUGAGUAAUGAGAGAUGGCAACGGUAAUGAGAUAAACCUCGAUGGGAAAAAUGAGGAGGGAAAAAAAGCGACUUAAAGCAAUUACGGCACAAUUCCAAGAAGUCAACAUGUAGGGAAAUGUGGAGGACGGCUCAGGGGAGGAAAUAGGCAAUUUACAGCUGUCAUGGCCUCUCACCUUUUUUUUUUUUUUUUUUAAAUUCUGAGGAGAUGUGUUUUAUUGGCACUUCCCUGUCAUGUGCAGAUGUUGCGAGAUUAAGAUAUGGAGAUAGGCACGGAGACUUGGAGUCUGGAAAGGCUGCUGGCUGCUCUGCUCAUUGAGCAGCACAUCGAGCCUUUCUCUCUGCCUGGAAUAACGUUUGCUGAUGUUAAUGAUUUUUUUCCUAUGGCUCAUUUUCUUGGGAAAUUACACUGUUGCAGGGUUGUAGGUAAAGACAACCAUAUGGUUUUUUUUAACCAUUAUUUUGAGCAAACAUAAUGGCUUUCUUAGCAAAAAGGAGCUAUAGUGUAAUUGGCUUUGUAAAGAAAACAUACAAACACUGAGUAUUAUGAGGCAUCAUAUAUGAUUGUUACCAUCGUAAUGAUGAGAUUUCACUGAGCACUUAAACAGGCUGGACCUUUUCCAAAGAUGUAUCAUAAAAAUAGGUACAUUAAAAAAAGAGUUUGCUUGUUGUAAAUGUCACAGGAGGAGCACUGCUAUACAUUCUCAUUCACUGUAAAUAGGAUUGUAUGUAAUCAGACGAGGAGGCCGCAUGGCCCAACUCUUACAUCACUUGUUUCCAUUGGGAGAUUGUAUCACUUUGAAGAGUUAAUGAGGGGUUACAUUAGGAGGGGCCAUUCUGCAGUUUGACCAUCCUCUUGUUAAAAUUGAGGCAAAGGGAAGCUAACAGGCAGGGGGAAAAAACCAUCAGAUAGCAAACUGGUCUGAAAAUAUAUAUCUGGACACAUGAAAAAUCAAAAAUUAUGUUUAAGAAAAACACUUUGCUGUUUCAGUGUUGUAGCAUUUAUGCUGCUAAUUUGCAGUUCUGUGGCGCUGGCCUUAAUGACUGAACAUGCGUUUUUAUGUAUUCAAAAUGUGUGUUUAUAUUUGUAAACUAUGUAAAAAAAAAAAUCAUUUUACCAUACAGUAGCUUGCAUUUUUGAUGUAUUAAUGACUUUAAAUGCAUUAUUAUCUGAAAAUCCUUUUCAAUUGUAUCUUUAAGAUCCUCCUGCAAAAUGAUGUAUAGAAAUGUGUUUCAUGUGUUUAAUAAACAACAUAUCAAUCAUGCCAAAAAAUGUGACUAUAAAGUGUCAAAGAAAAAAGAAACAAGUGUAAUUUUUGUGACAUAACAGAACCGUGUGCCAGUUUGUUAAAAGACUAAUAAAAGCCACAUAUUCCAUAUCCAAUAGGACAUUAUUGGAUGGAAAUGAAAUGAGUGCUGUG